GUCACGUGAUAACAGACGAGCCCUAUUGUCGGAAUCGGCCGUUAACGUUAGUCCAACAAAUACACACAUUUCUUGGUCUAAAUUAUUCAGUUUCUACGACUACCUCUACACUGAUUUCAUAUUGUAUUGAUUGGUAAAAUGGGAAGAAGCCGGAGUCGAACUCCUCCAAGACGAGAGAGAAGGCGUUCCCGCUCAACUUCCCGGGACCGUGAGCGGAAAAGAAGGGAAAGGGAACGCUCUCGUUCUCGAGAUCGUGAGCGGCGGCGAAGUCGCUCACGAUCUCCUCACAGGAGACGUUCAAGGUCUCCCCCCCGACGUCAUCGCUCCUCUUCCUCCCACUCUGACCGCCGCGACGAUGAGCGCAAAGAUUCUAAGGAAAAAACUGUGAAGCCCAUUCAGAUUUCUGAGGAAGACAUGGAGGGUAAAACAGAAGAGGAAAUUGAGAUGAUGAAGCUGAUGGGUUUUGGCUCCUUUGAAACCAGCAAGGGGAGGAAAACUGAUGGGUCGGUCAAUGCAUUUGCUAUCAAUGUGAGCAUGAAGAGAAAAUACAGGCAGUACAUGAACAGAAAAGGUGGGUUCAACCGACCACUGGACUUCAUUGCCUGAAAGCAUUCACUAACUUUUGAUAGCCGGCAAGCUGAGCUCCGUUCUGCCCUCCAUCGUAGUGGAUGGUAUUUUGCUGUUUCAUGUAAUUUUGUGGUAUGCAACAUUUGUGUAUAUAGUUUUUUUUCUUCAUUUUUUUCCCCCAGCAAUACUCAGCUUUGUCAGAAAAUAGACAGUAACAUUGCAUGCGGUGGCUCUGUGUUGUUUAUGUGUGUGGAAUUUUAUCUGAAAUAAAAUGAUUUCUAAAAUGUG
Molecule: messenger RNA, 855 nt
Organism: Pungitius pungitius (ninespine stickleback)
Lineage: Eukaryota; Metazoa; Chordata; Actinopteri; Perciformes; Gasterosteidae
Gene: snrnp27
Product: small nuclear ribonucleoprotein 27 (U4/U6.U5)
Exons: 6
Coding region: 139-606 (155 amino acids)
Biological process (GO): RNA splicing
Cellular component (GO): precatalytic spliceosome
Source: RefSeq, a predicted model, not a curated record